Molecule: messenger RNA, 3165 nt
Organism: Nelumbo nucifera (sacred lotus)
Lineage: Eukaryota; Viridiplantae; Streptophyta; Magnoliopsida; Proteales; Nelumbonaceae
Product: nucleoside hydrolase 3-like
Molecular function (GO): hydrolase activity, hydrolyzing N-glycosyl compounds
Source: RefSeq, a predicted model, not a curated record
GUCUCUAUGCCGUUCUCCCUCUGGUGUCUUACUUUGUCCUGGCUGCACUGCAGACUUUCCUUCCAAAUGCAUAGAGGUCCCAAUAGGCAACUUCCCUCAGAAAACCCAGAAAAAAUAUCAAUAAGAUCUCCCCACCCCACUGUUCUGCUCUUCCAAUCUCUCUCUCUCUCUCUCCCUCCAAGAAUCCAGUAAUAAAGACUCUCCGGCAUCCCUGCUCCAUUUCACGGCAACUUUCAGGCCGAGUGAGAGAUUGAUUAAGCAGUUUGUAUUGACAAAGCAAUUCUAUUUCAAGUGAAGGAAUUACUCGUACUUGGUUGCAGACUGUAACGGAGAAAUGUGGCUGGGGAGACUUCUCUGCUUGCUGGUUUUGUUUGGAUUUCUCGGGACAGAAAGUGUAUCCGGGAUUGUUCUGCCAAGACGGAUUCUUUUCGAUACCGACGUCGACACUGAUGAUUUCUUUGCUCUUCUGUAUCUGUUGAAGCAGAACAGAACAGAAAUCGACUUGAAGGCAGUCACUAUCAACACCAAUGCAUGGACUAAUGCCGGACAUGCUGUGAAUCAAAUCUAUGAUAUUCUCUACAUGAUGGGUCGUGAUGACAUUGCAGUUGGGAUAGGAGGUGAAGGUGGAAUACUACCAAAUGGUACUAUCCUUCCAAAUGUUGGUGGAUUUCUUCCAUUAAUUGAUCAGGGAACUUCAACUGCUGGAGGUUGUCGGUACAGACAGGCUAUUCCUUUAGGUUCUGGGGGGAGAUUAGAUAUUGAUACAAACUAUGGACUGCGAAAAGGUUUCCUUCCACAGGGGAAGAGACAAUAUUGGCCCCUUCAGCAACCUACUGCACAACAAUUGAUGAUAGACACAAUAUCCAAGGGUCCUGUUACUUUACUCAUUACUGGAGCUCAUACAAACUUUGCCCUUUUCCUCAUGAAUAAUCCUCACCUGAAGAACAACAUUGAUCAUAUUUAUGUCAUGGGUGGUGGUGUGAGGUCUAAUAACCCAACUGGUUGCUGCCCUAAGAACGCCAUCUCUUGCAAGCCUAAACAAUGUGGUGAUAUUGGUAAUCUGUUUACAGCAUUUAACAGCAACCCAUAUGCUGAAUUCAAUAUCUUUGGAGAUCCUUUUGCUGCAUACCAGGUUUUCCAUUCUGGCAUUCCAAUCACCCUUGUUCCCUUGGAUGCAACAAACACUAUCCCUAUAACUCAGGAUUUUUUCACAGAAUUUGAAAAGAGACAGAAUACUUAUGAGUCACAAUACUGCUUUAGGUCCUUAAAGAUGGCUCAUGAUAUUUGGUUUGAUGACCAAUUCUUUAAGAGCUAUUUUAUGUGGGAUUCUUUUACAUCUGGUGUAGCUGUAUCAAUCAUGCGUAACUUGCAUGACCAUGAUGGGGAAAAUGAAUUUGCUGAGAUGAAGUAUAUGAACAUUACAGUAAUGACAUCAAAUGAACCAUAUGGGAUAUCUGAUGGCUCAAAUCCAUUCUUUGAUGGUCGCACAGUUCCAAUGUUUAAUUUACAGAAAAAUGGAGUGCAUAGUGGUCAUGUUCAGAUGGGGGUUCAAGAUCCCUUUUGCUUUGUAAAGAAUGGGAAAGGGAGAUGCCAGGAUGGUUACACAAAGGAGAUAACUGGUAAAGAGGCAGUACGUGUUCUUGUUGCUACAAAGGCGAAACCAAAUCAAGACAUUGACAGUUUGCUGGACCGAGAAUUUUUUAAAAGCUUCUUGGAUGUUCUAAACCUUCCUCAGCAAUCUGGGAGGUUCAAUAUUUCGACUCAGUUUCCCUACUAUCGAGAGGUUAUGUACAAGCCAAAUUUUGGAACAAGAAAAUUGGGAAAACCUGUUAUAUUUGACAUGGAUAUGAGUGCUGGAGAUUUUCUCUCUCUAAUUUAUCUCCUAAAAGUACCUGUUGAAGUAAUAAAUCUCAAGGGAAUAUUGGUAAGUCCAACUGGCUGGGCAAAUGCUGCAACAAUUGACAUCAUCUAUGAUAUACUGCAUAUGAUGGGCCGUGAUGACAUUCCAGUUGGUUUGGGAAGCAUGUUUGCAAUUGGUGAGGUAAAUCCAUAUUUUCCUUCUGUUGGAGACUGCAAGUAUGUCAAGGCUAUACCACAUGGCAGUGGUGGAUUUCUGGACUCUGAUACACUUUAUGGAUUUGCUCGUAAUUUGCCACGAAGCCCUAGAAGGUAUACAGCAGAGAAUUCUGUGAAGUUUGGAGCUCCUAGAGAUACUGAUCAUCCUGAACUCAGACAACCUUUAGCAUUAGAAGUUUGGAACUCCAUUCUGAGUACAAUGGAUUCAGGAUCUAAAAUUACAAUAUUAACCAAUGGACCUCUGACUAAUUUAGCGAAUAUUCUUUCUUCAAACAAGAAGGCAAGUUCAGUGAUUCAGAAUGUAUAUAUAGUUGGGGGACACAUCAGCUGCAAUAGCAUGGAUAUAGGAAAUGUUUUCACAGUUCCUUCAAACAAAUAUGCAGAAUUCAACCUAUUUCUUGAUCCAUUUGCUGCAAAGAAGGUCUUUGAAUCGAAACUUGAUAUCACACUCAUUCCACUUGGCAUCCAAAGGCAAGUCGGUUCCUUUCCUAAGAUUCUGGAGAGCUUGUGGCUUGCACAAAAGACACCUGAAGCUGUAUUUGCAAACAAGUUUCUGUCAGUGCUAUCUGGUUUACAGAAAAAGCAUCCAAGCUACCAACAUAUGGAUACAUUUUUGGGCGAAAUUCUCGGUGCAAUAAUCUUGGCUGAUGAUCAUAAUGAUCUACAACUAACUUCACAAAUCAAGCCCAUUAAAGUCUUGGCUACUGGUGAUGUAUCCAGAGAUGGACAAAUUAACAUUGAUGAAAAAAAGGGAAAGUUGGUCAAAAUAUUGGAAAGUGUGAACCCUGUGGCAUAUUAUGAUCACUUUGCAAGUCGAUUGUGUGAUAAAUUGCAGUCUGCUGUGAUUGGCAGCUUUGAUGAGCAGAAAAGAAUCUGGAGUAGACCUCCAAACUAAAACCGAAAGAAUCACUGAAACAAAGUAGAAUUUAUUUCAACAAUAAGAAAUAAUUCUUUUACUUUGGUUCACAUUAUACAACAAUCUUCAUUUGUAUUAUUGAUAUUGGAGAUAUUUACAGGAUGGCAUACUUGUAAUAAACAGUGUGAAGUACAAGUUCAAUGAAAGAUAAAAGAAAAGGAAUUUACACUGAA